CGUCGAUCGACGAUCGAUUCACAUUGUUAGGAAUCUGGUGAUGUGGAAGUCGCAAUAAUGACCGGUCGUCAGAGCAGUUUCUUAAUACAUACGUGCUCGGAAUUGAUGAGUAGAUAGUUUUAACGUCGUUGACGGCACGUGCAAAAUACUGUGUGUUCCGAUCUACUCUGGUGGUGUCAGAGUUCAGCUAGUCGCGAUAGAAGAAUGCGUGCGGUAUGGCACCGAUGGAAAAUUACGGACGCGGAUCAGCUAUUUCCAGGAGCGAUCCUUAUAUUCACAACUGGAGAAUCCGAGAGAAACAGCAAAAUCAGGAAGACAGCAGUCCUUCUUCAGACACAUUGGAUCUGAGCUCGCACCAUCAUCAUUACAACAACAACGACAAUUCGAACGGUGUCAGUAGCUCCACCGCGUCUGGUGGUCUACAAGAAAUAGUCAUGAAAGAAAAAAGCAAGAACGCGGCGCGAUCGCGCCGCGUUAAGGAAAAUCAAGAAUUUUUAGAAUUGGCAAAGCUGUUGCCACUUCCGGCAGCUAUCACCACGCAACUGGAUAAGGCCAGUAUCAUCAGACUGACCACCAGUUACUUGAAGAUGAGAGCUGUCUUUCCACACGGACUUGGAGAUGAAUGGGGUGCCGCGCCACCACCCAACAAUCCCCUGGAGACCACCAUCAAGGAACUGGGCUCGUAUCUUUUACAAACACUAGAUGGCUUUAUCUUUGUCGUGGCACCGGAUGGGAAAAUUAUGUACAUAAGCGAGACAGCUAGUGUGCAUUUAGGUUUGUCCCAGGUGGGAGAUAUCCUCUUAUUUAUUGAACUUGUCAUACAUUGUUCCGGUUAUUUAAAAUGUAUCGUGGAGGCACCUAUCGGGUCGGAAUACGAGGACGGUGUUGGACGGUGCAUCCGUAAUGUCGGUUUAAUGGCCGUUGGCCAUUCGCUGCCGACCAGUUCCAUAACCGAAAUUAAAUUGCAUCACAACAUGUUCAUGUUUCGAGCUUCACUCGAUUUGAAGCUCAUAUUCCUGGAUGCGCGCGUAGCUCAAUUAACAGGCUAUGAUCCACCGGAUCUAAUCGAGAAAACACUAUAUCAUUACGUGCAUGGAUGUGACGUCCUGCAACUGCGACAUGCUCAUCACGUUUUGCUGCGCAAGGGUCAAGUGACAACAAGGUACUAUAGGUUUCUGACAAAAACUGGCGGUUGGGUGUGGAUGCAGUCGUACGUGACAAUCGUGCAUAACUCGCGAAGUUCACGUCCGCACUGCAUCGUGUCCGUCAACUACGUGUUGACGGCCACCGAGAACCCGGGCUUGAUCCUGAAUUGCGAGCAGAAAUCGUCCUGCUCGAGUCCGGGAAAUCCUCCGAGCGCUCCCGUGUCGACACCAGUCACGAUUGGUGCAAGUGACCUGGACAAUCACAGCCCGAGCCCGCCUUCUUAUCGCAGAACCAAGGAACCACCCGAUACCGAUUACGCUGACAGUUCUGGUUAUCCCAAUUCGGACUACAUGGCAAGUUCGAAUCACAACCAUUAUCUGCCAUCGUAUGCAUCGCACAGCAUCAAUGGCGCUCACGAGGAUAGCGCUUAUUACAGUCCGGAUUUGUUCUAUCAGUACAAUGACCUUCACCAAGAUCCCGUCAAUGCCUUGCAUCACCAACAAGAUACGCAUCAUCAGCAUCUUCUGCAUCACGUCACAUCCCUGACUAUUCAGCAGCACAGCCCGCAGAACAACCAGCAGAAACGGCAACAUCCCCAACACAUAUUGCAUCAGGGUGGAACCUCGUUGACGUCUCUCGAACAGCAACAGCAACACAGUCCGCAGAGCGGCCAGCAGAAACGGCCUUACUCGACGUCCUCGAGUUCCUGCGCUAGCAACGACGGCCUGGACGUACACCUGACGAAUUCCCUGUUACCAUCGGGAUACCAUUCGUCGCAUCAUCAUCAUCAUCACAUGCCGCCGGAUUCGACGUCGUCGACGACGUUGAGCGAGGCCGGCGGCGUCAUCAUGUACCCAAACUGCGGUUUCAACAACAACGAAAGCUAUAACACCGCCCCGCUGCAGCAGCAUCACGAUGGCUAUCAGCAGGGCCACCCUCAAGGCCACCAUAGUAACGGUACGGUGAAGCAUCCGCAUCAUCAUCAUCUGGACGCUUCGUCGGCCGGCUACACCAGCGUUAUCGUCGAUUCCCAGCAAUACAGCCCUAACACUGUUUCCCAGGAUCUGCAUGGACACCAGACGGCACCGGUGAACGGCGGCACGCCGCCGCUGCACCACCAACCUCAUUACGAGACGCAUCAUCAGUUUGUUCACUGACAUCAAUUUGAGGUGCCUUGCGCGUAGCACUUCGACGCCGCUUGCGACGAUGGCGCGUGCGGGCAUCAUCAACAUCAUCAUCGUCAUCAUCAUCAGCAACAGCAACAGCAGCAGCAACAGCAGCAGCAGCAGCAGCAGCAGCAGCAGCAACGUCAUUGCGCAACGUCAGAAUGUAGUGGAGAACAGUAUGCUGAGCAUGAGAUGAAUAGUGAAACUUACCAUCUUACUGGGUCUCAGGUCACCUAUGUCACGCCCUACAAACGACUCUGGAAGCUGGAGGAGCGAAGUGUCCCGACUUUAAGAGAUGCUUCCCAAAGUUCUACGUAGGGAAAGGGAGGCUGCGGCAAAACUGGCAUACCAUCUGUGAGCUAAGCUUGAGGAAACACGUAACUGACCCUACUCAUAAUUCUACGCCGCGCAUGUUUUUCUUUUCCUCAUAUUAUCACAUUAUCGCAGUAGAAUUUCGAUAGCGACGUCGACGACUUCAGUGACGGUCAAAGCGAACCUCUUUGACUCGAAUAUUCUUUAUCACAACUUUGAUAGGUAUUAUUAAAAUGAAAAUAUGAUAAUGACGAGAUAAUUCUAAUAACAUUUUUGAAAAUUAUAAAAACUUUACGGGAUCAAUCUCGAUUGUAUUGCAAUUAGAGAUAAUUAUUUAUAAGAAAAUUUAACAAAAGAAUAUUUUCGUAGACAAUAUUAUU
This is a messenger RNA of Pogonomyrmex barbatus (red harvester ant), 3004 nucleotides long. Its product is annotated as single-minded homolog 2-like. Gene Ontology annotation, molecular function: DNA-binding transcription factor activity, RNA polymerase II-specific; protein dimerization activity; RNA polymerase II transcription regulatory region sequence-specific DNA binding. The record is from RefSeq and is a predicted model, not a curated record. Gene Ontology annotation, biological process: regulation of transcription by RNA polymerase II. NCBI's taxonomy places the organism in Eukaryota, Metazoa, Arthropoda, Insecta, Hymenoptera, Formicidae. Gene Ontology annotation, cellular component: nucleus; cytoplasm; transcription regulator complex.